CUCAUGCAUGCUGACCGGUAACAUUCGAUAUUCUCGAUACGGACUUCGACAUCAUUCUGGGAAUGCCUUGGCUCGCGAGUGCGGAUCACACAGUCAACUUCCAUCGGCGGACUCUUAGCGUUCGCGACGCCUUCGGCGCGGAAGUGGCGUGUACGAUUCCUCUACGACACUCUUCAAUUCGGUGCCAAGUGGUGACGGCCAAAUCAUUCUGGGCGACUUGCGCUUACGAGCAGCCCGAGGAAAUCGGCCUAUGUUUCAUACGGACUGUCGCGGUAGCCGACCCUUCACCCACGGACUUGUCUUCGGACCCCCGUGUGGUACGGUUGCUGGACGAGUUCGCCGACAUCUUCGAGUCACCUACCGGUGUGGUGCCGGGUCAGCCGAUCUCUCACGAGAUCAUUCUUAAGGCCGGUGCCGUGCCGCCGAAAGGUUGCAUCUAUCGGAUGAGCGAGGAGGAGCUUGAGGUACUCUGCGCACAACUCGAUGAUUUGUUGGCCAAGGGCUGGAUCCGCCCUAGUAACUCCCCAUAUGGAGCACCAGUUCUCUUCGUCAGGAAGAAGAACAAGGAUCUACGAUUGUGUAUCGACUACCGCAAGCUCAACGCGCAAACCGUCAAGAAUGCGGGGCCUCUUCCUCGCAUCGACGAUCUUCUCGAGCGGCUGGGCGGUGCGAAGUAUUUUUCCAAAUUGGAUUUGAAAUCAGGAUAUCAUCAAAUCUCGAUUCAGUCGAAUGAUCGCUACAAAAUCGCAUUCAAGACGCGGUACGGGCAUUUUGAGUGGGUGGUCAUGCCUUUUGGCCUCGCCAACGCGCCGGCGACAUUCCAGGCGGCGAUGACCAAUGAGUUCCGUGCAAUGUUGGACCGGUUCGUGCUGGUCUACUUAGACGAUAUUCUCGUCUACAGCCGAACAUUGGAGGAUCAUCUUGGACAUCUUCGACGAGUGUUGGAGACGCUCCGCCGUGCCAAGUAUAAGGACAACCGCGACAAGUGCAAAUUUUUCCGGCAAGAGCUGGAAUACUUGGGCCAUUUUGUCACACCGGAGGGCAUCAAUCCGCUAUCGGACAAGAUUCAGGUCGUCCAAGAGUGGCCGGAGCCUCGGAACGUCACGGAUGUCCGCUCGUUCCUCGGUCUUACCGGCUACUAUCAGCGCUUCAUCAAAGGCUACUCCAAGAUCGCGGCCCACUUGAACAAGCUUCAGUGCGAGGAUCGACCGUUUGACUUUGGAGAGGAGGCGCGGGGAUCAUUCCUCGCUCUCAAAGCCGCGCUAUUGUCUGCGGAGGUCUUGCGAAUCUACGACCCGCUCGCGCCUACGCGUGUCACUACGGAUGCGUCAGGCURUGGCAUUGGUGCAGUCCUCRAGCAACAUGAUGGUGUGGACUGGCACCCGGUCGAGUACUUCAGCAAGAAAGUGCCCCUCGUGCAUUCCAUUGACGAUGCACGCAAAAAGGAGCUCCUCGCCUUCGUCCACGCGCUCAAGCGGUGGCGGCACUUCCUCCUUGGUCGAGGCCAAUUUCGAUGGGUAACGAACAACAAUCCGUUGGUCUUCUACAAGACCCAAGACACCGUCAACAGCACCAUCGCUCGAUGGAUGGCUUUCAUUGACCAGUUCGACUUCUUUCCCGAUCACAUUCCCGAGAAGUCGAACCGUUUUGCGGAUGCUCUCUCACAGCGUCCAGAUCAUUGUACCGCAGUCUACUCGACGUUCGAGAUUGACGACGACCUGCGGAACAGCUUCAUCUGCGGCUACCAAGCCGACCCCGAUUUUUGCGACAAGUACGCGAAUUGCUCCUCUCCUAAUCCGGCUCCUUCUCACUAUCGGAUCCAAGAGGGGUACUUGCUUGUCCACACGCGGGGGAAGGACCUUCUUUGCGUACCGAGUGAUCCUCACUUGCGUACACGGCUUCUUGGCGAGUUCCACGACGCUCCCGCCACUGGACAUUUUGGAGUCAAUCGCACGAUUGGCCGACUUCGCCAGCGAUUUUGGUGGCCCUGCCUUCUCGGCGACGUCACGCACUAUUGCGAGUCAUGCGAGGUUUGCCGACGCUGCGAAUCCCGCAACCAUCGUCCAUACGGCGAGUUACGACCAUUGCCACUCCCGUUGAGGCGAAGGGAAGCGAUUGCCAUAGACAUCACCGGCCCGUUCCCCAAGCACAAGACCGGAGUGGAUGGGAUUCUCACGGUGGUCGACCGACUCACCAAGUUCGCCAUGUUUUUGCCUUGUCGCUAUCAUGCCAAGGCACCGGAGUUGGUCGAGGUUCUUUACGCCGGUUGGAUUCGCACCAAGGGUUACCCCAAGGAGAUCGUCUGCGACCGCGACACUCGGUUCAUGUCCGAUUUUUGGUUGGCGCUCAUCAAGCGAUGGGGCUCAUUUCUCAAGCCCAGUUCACCUCGCCACCCUCAGAUCGAUGGUCAGACGGAGAGGGCGCAUCAGACCGCACAGGUUCUCCUUCGCACUCUCAUCCGCCCCGACCAGAAAAACUACGUUGAGCGACUGCCGGACGUUGAGUUGGCCUACAACUCUUCCAUCCACCCGGCUAUUGGGAUAUCGCUCUUCGAGUUCGAGCACAGCUCGCCGAUCACAUCACCGUUGGACACAAUUACUCCACGCACGGCCGAGAGCGACGACCAUCUUUUUUUCUUGCGUCGGAUGCAAGAGCUUCUUGUCAAGGCACGCGACGCAACAGCGCAUGCGCCAACAGGCAAAUCGUCAGCGUCUUCCUUGUCCAUUCCACGCCAGAGACCUUGUCUGGGUUUCAGCAACGGAAUUCAGCCUUGAACAGGACAUCUCUCGCAAGAUCCUUCCGAAAUGGAUGGGGCCUUGGCCGAUCAUCGAGCCCGCUGGGGACGCACCUGAGGGGCCUUCCUUCACGAUUCAGGUGCCUAGCCACUUGCCCGUCUACCCAGUCUUUCAUUGUUCCGAAUUGGCUCUGUACACGC
Messenger RNA from Chara braunii, 2935 nucleotides. The record is from the annotation of a GenBank genome assembly. NCBI's taxonomy places the organism in Eukaryota, Viridiplantae, Streptophyta, Charophyceae, Charales, Characeae.